Molecule: messenger RNA, 1022 nt
Organism: Malus domestica (apple)
Lineage: Eukaryota; Viridiplantae; Streptophyta; Magnoliopsida; Rosales; Rosaceae
Source: RefSeq, a predicted model, not a curated record
GAAAUCAUCUUUCUUUCUUCUCUUUCUGCUCUCAGUUUUCUGCUCUCUGCAGCUCUCUUUGCUCUCUCAAAGAUGGACUACAAAACAGAAAAUGGUGCACUCCAACUUCCUCUCUCUUUCUCACUUCCGUAUGCUAACAUUCAUCCAUCAUCAACACCCAAUAAAAAAUUCAAAAACAUCAUCAUGACCAUCAACUUUUCUUUUCAACAAACAUAAUCAUGAUGCCUCCUCAUCAUGAUGUCUUUCACCUUUUUUAUUUUGGUUUGUUUAUUAGCCGAAAGUUGUUUUGUUUUGUUGUCCACUUGGCCACUUGGCCACAAUUCAACAUCCAGAUCUUAGAGAUGCAAGCGAGUGGUCUUGAAGGCCCACUUCCAUCUAGUCUCUCUGCCUUGAAUAAUAUGACAUAUCUAAGGAUUAGUGACUUAAGCGGUGAGAGUUCAGCUUUUCCAAACUUAUCAAACAUGACGAGCAUGGUUAAAUUGAUGUUAAGGAGCUGCAAUAUAACAGGAGAAAUCCCUGAAUAUAUCUCUACCAUGAGAAAUCUGACUGAUUUAGAUCUUAGCUUCAACAGAUUGGAAGGGAGCAUUCCCGAUCUUGAAAAUAUUAUUCAAUUGUCCACAAUAUAUCUGACAAGAAACUUGCUUACUGGUCUUCCAGCGUGGAUUAAAAAUAGAGGCAGUAGCUUCAAUAUAGAUCUUUCUUACAAUAAUUUAUCUCAGAACUCUGUCCCAGAUACUUGUCAGAUACCUUCAAUUUGUUCAGAAGUUUUUCCAGCCGGAACAAUUCGAUACUUAGCAAAUGCCUCCUUCCAUGUUCAAAAGAUCGGUACUCGUUACAUCUAAAUUGCGGUGGAAAUCAAACCACAGUCGGAAACAUCAAGUAUGAGGCAGAUGACGCCCCAGGAGGUGCAGCAAAGUUUUUUCAGAACUCAGCAAAUUGGGGAUUUAGUAGUACUGGUGAUUUGGCUGAUGUUGAGACCUAUGGCAAAGACUAUAUCGCUAAUAAUAUUUCGAUACUCAGAA